CUCAUCACCAUUUCAAAAGAAAAGGGUAAACAUCUAAGCUAAGUAACAAUGGCGUCACUGCUAAUUCCCUUUGUUCCUUCCACAACAAGGGUUUUCGCAGCAAAAAGUUCAGCUGCAGGUGGAACCAAACAGGAAAAAGGGUUUCUUGAUUGGAUCCUCGGGAACCUGCAGAAAGAAGAUCAGUUUUACGAAACCGAUCCUCUCCUCAAGAAAGUUGAAGACAAAAAUGGGAGUGCUCGAACUUCCAAUGGCCGCAGAGAGUCGGUUUCAGUCCCUCAGAAGAAGAAGGGCAGUGUUUUUGGUGGACUUUUCGCCAAGAAAUGAAAUUAUAUUUGCAACUUACAAGUCGUCUAAAGGGGGAAACUGGACUCAUUGUCUAUGGUAUCCCCUGUUUAAUAUAUCUUGUUUCUUCAA
Molecule: messenger RNA, 414 nt
Organism: Gossypium raimondii (Peruvian cotton)
Lineage: Eukaryota; Viridiplantae; Streptophyta; Magnoliopsida; Malvales; Malvaceae
Exons: 1
Coding region: 49-324 (91 amino acids)
Cellular component (GO): chloroplast
Source: RefSeq, a predicted model, not a curated record